AUAAAAAGGCUGGGGCCGGCACGUACCUCCUCGUCAGUCGAUUCGAUCUCUUUCACGAGCCAUUUACUAGUGUUUGGUUUCUGCAUGGCUUCCUCCGCAGCUUUCCUCCUGCCUCUCUCCCUCCUUGCUCUGUUCUUGCGCUGCUGUCUUGGCCAGGGAGAAGGCAAUGGCGUCACUGCCAUCUACAGCCUCGGCGACUCCAUCACUGACACGGGGAACCUAGUCAAGGAGGCGCCUCCCGGCAUGUUCGAGACCAUCAAGCAUCUCCCCUACGGCGUCACUCUGGGAACCCCGACGGGACGCUGCUCUGACGGCCUCCUCAUGAUCGACUUCCUGGCUCAGGACAUGGGCCUCCCGUUCCUGAACCCGUACCUCGGCAAGAACAAGAGCUUCGACCACGGCGUGAACUUCGCCGUCGCCGGAGCCACUGCCGUGGACCCCGCAGACCAGUUCAACCUCACCGUGCCCAUGCCCUUCGCCUCCAACUCCCUCAAGGUGCAGCUGCGGUGGUUCAAGGACUUCAUGAAGUCCAGCUUCGGCACCGACGAAGAGAUACGCAAGAAGCUUCAGAGUUCUCUGGUUUUGGUCGGUGAGAUCGGUGGAAACGAUUACAACUACGAGUUCUUCGCGAACAAGCCCAUGACCGAGGUGGAGAAACUGAUCCCAGGGGUCAUAAAGACCAUCAUCGACGCAGCCAAGGAAGUGCUUGACAUGGGAGCAGGCAAGGUGAUCAUCCCGGGUAACUUCCCCAUCGGGUGCGUGCCGGGUUACCUGGCCAUGAACGCCGGCACGUCGGAGCCGGCGGACUACGACGCGUACGGGUGCCUCCGGGAGCUGAACCGCUUCGCCGCCAAGCACAACUCGCGGCUGCAGCGCGCGGUGGCGGAGCUGCAGGCGUCGCGCCCGGGCGCGUCCGUGGCCUACGCCGACUACUUCAACUCCUUCCUCGCGCUCCUCCACAACGCCUCCUCGCUGGGCUUCGACGCGGCGAGCACGCGCAAGGCCUGCUGCGGCGCCGGCGGCGGCGAGUACAACUUCGACUGGCGGCGGAUGUGCGGGUUCGCGGGGGCGACGGCGUGCGCGGAGCCGGCGGCGUACCUGAGCUGGGACGGGAUCCACAUGACGCAGGCCGCGUACAGGGCCAUGUCCAGGCUCAUCUACCAUGGAAAGUACCUGGAGCCGCAGAUACUCAGCUUCCCGGAGAAAUAUGGCCAGACAUAGACACGAUCUUCAUACAGGAUGGAUAGGAAU
Messenger RNA from Setaria italica (foxtail millet), 1251 nucleotides. RefSeq names its product acetylajmalan esterase. Gene Ontology annotation, molecular function: hydrolase activity, acting on ester bonds. The transcript has 4 exons. NCBI's taxonomy places the organism in Eukaryota, Viridiplantae, Streptophyta, Magnoliopsida, Poales, Poaceae. Bases 85 to 1221 code for a protein of 378 amino acids. The record is from RefSeq and is a predicted model, not a curated record.